Molecule: messenger RNA, 3875 nt
Organism: Hyposmocoma kahamanoa
Lineage: Eukaryota; Metazoa; Arthropoda; Insecta; Lepidoptera; Cosmopterigidae
Product: RRP12-like protein
Exons: 17
Coding region: 16-3753 (1245 amino acids)
Source: RefSeq, a predicted model, not a curated record
UAUGAGUCUAUAAAAAUGGGGAAGUUCAGAUCUAAAAUCAAGGGUAAGACAAAAGGGAAGAGAUGGCAGAAGGGCCAGUCCUCGAAUUCCAAUCCCAAAUCUCAAAAAUACCGGGAAAUGGCAAAAUCACGCUUUUUCCAGGAGAAUUUGGGAAGCACUGGCUUAACACAUCAAGCCGUAUUAAAACACGAAGCAAUGAUGACGUAUGGUCAUAACAAAGAUAAACAAAAAUCUCAAGCAGAACAAGAACUUACUAUAGCAAAAGAGUUUGAAAACAUGUCCGUAAAGACAGGAGAAGAAGGUUCAGGGUCGGAGUAUACGGAGUCCAUGAAAUCUGGGACAUUUAAGACAUUCCAAACUUUUGCUUCCGAUUGGAGCCAGUGUUCUAAUGUUAGUUUUAGCAAACUCUUGAACAGAUUUGACUCAAACAACUCAAUCCAUAAAGAUAUGCUAGCAGUACUGGCAGCAGUUACAGAGGUUAUCAAAGAACAGGGUGGGAAGGAGAGCACUACUGAAUAUUAUGCUGCUUUGAUGGAAACUUUAAAAUCUUCGGAAGAUGAACAAAGCAUCGUACCAACACUCUCACUUUUAUCAAUGGGCAUUAAAUCAGUUCCACAAGCCGUAUUACGCAAACAGUUUUCAGAUUCCGCUACAGUAUUUGUAAAUAUUCUCGAGAAGUAUGCCUCAUCGGAGAAUGGAGCUAUAUUAAGGAGUGCUAUUGGAUGUCUUUCCGUGUUGUUGCGAGCUCAGGAGUAUGCACUGUGGGGCGAUUCGUCAACAUUGAGAGUUUUUGAGUCUGUACUGGCUUUUGUUUUGCAUUCAAAGCCUAAGGUGCGAAAAGCGGCACAACACGCUGUUACUGCUGUGUUGCGAGCCAGCUGCUUCAUGCUGCCUUCCGAAGACCUUAAAGUCAAAGUCCCAAAACUCCAUCCAGCAUCGAACAAAGUGGCAGAAUUCUGCUUAUCUCAGAUAAAACCCGAAGCGUUGCUGUCAGGCCAUCGAACUGUGUUGCAUACGCUCACUAUGCUCCGGGAUGUCAUGCCUGUCUUUAGUAAGGAUUAUAUUAAGACAAACUGCGAAGCUAUCCUUUCGCUAAUGACCCACAACAACGUCUAUAUCAAAACGUGCUGCCUUCACACUCUACACGCACUUUUCUCAGUGUCUAAAGAUACUAGCAACCUAUCUGCCAACCUAGCGGUCCAACUGAGCCGGGCUUUAAUGGCCGCUAGACCACCUGCUAGUGAUUGCGGACAAGUUCUAGCCUGGGCUGCCGUGUUGCAACAAGCUUAUACUUGUCUUGCUAGCCUGGAUCUGAACUUGUGCUUACCGAAUUUGCCUGCCUUUGUGAACAUCUGUGUAUCUGAGCUAUGGUUGUCUGACGUGACUGAUAUCAUCGCAGCCGCUACGAAUGCUUUGAAGGCGAUCCUUCUAGACUGCGUAAAGCCGUCAAUCGAGUCUGCAGAAUCAUUUGCAAAGCAUCGCCAUCACAUCGAGUCUGUAAUAAAGACAAUUGGUACUGGACUGGACAAUCCCUUCAACCAAGCUGUUAAGCACGUCAUACUUACCAUAGCUGUUUGUUUCGAGAUCGGUAACGAAAAACUGUCAUACAUUCUCGGACCUCUUCUCAAAAAACUAAACGACAGGCGCGAAAGUCACAAUUUCCACAACAACAAAGAAGUAGAAUAUGCCACUGGAUGCGCCAUCAAAUCCCUAGGUCCCGAAUUCGUAUUGAAAAACAUACCUCUAAGGGAAGGCCCCGAAUCAAUCAACUUGGAAAGAAGCUGGCUGCUACCGGUUUUAAAAGAAAAAAUUACAAAUUCAAAUUUAAAAUACUUCGCAACAGAAAUACUAGAAAUGGCAACAUUCUGUCGUAAAAAGUCCAGAGAAUUAACGCAAGCGAAAGACGUACCAGGGUCACACACAUACGAAUUGCUAUGCAAUCAAUUUUGGGCGUUAUUACCAAGCUUCUGCAACCAUCCUAAAGAUAUUAAAGAUUUUAAGUUGUUAGCAAGGGUGUUAGGCAGUGUGCUUAAAGACAAUCCGGAGUUUCGUUUAUCUGUAAUGCAAGCACUGAGGAAAUUGAUCGAUUGUUCAAAGGACAAUGAGGAAGACAAACAAGAAUUGGCGCGGUUCGCCAAAAAUUAUUUACCAAUAUUGUUGAAUAUUUAUAUGUCACCAGCGAAAGGUAAUGCGGCGGAAGGACAGCGGUUGGCAGCUUUGGAAACUAUUCAGGUAUACCUGACUAUAUCAGACCAAACGCUCAGAGAAGAGCUCUUCAAAAAUGCACUACAGCAACUAGAGACGUCAACUGAUAAUCAUUUCCAACGUGAAUCGAUAUUGGAUAUCAUUCGAUUACUAGUGUUGUACCAGAGCAGUGAUGAUAUUAGUUACUUGUUUGAGAAAUGGGUGUUUCCAUUGUGUGAGACAGUGCUAGAAGAUCCUAGAAAGUUUAGAAAGAUGCAGAAGGAAAAACAGAACAAGGAAGAAGCUAUGGAUCAAGAUGCCACAGAAAAGAAAAAAUUCGACUUACGAUACAAAAACAAGGCUCGACUACUGGAAAUGGAGCACAAGAAAGCCUAUCGUAUAUUAGAGGAGAUAUUCAAGAGCGAAAAGGACAGCUGCAAGGAGUUCUUGACUAAGAAUUAUAAGAAAAUCAAGAAGUUACUUAUGACUUCGCUUAAUAAGGUCGCUGAUAGUAGUAAAGCUGCUAGAUUAAGAUGCAUAGAACACCUAAUAAAAUCAACACCGUAUCUGAAUAGCGAAAGCAAACUCCUAAAGAGUGCAAUAGCAGAGUCUGUGAUAUGCACAAAGGACAUUAACUCUAAAUGUCGCCAGUGUGCGUACAACCUUAUCAACAGUGUUGGUGAGGUCCUGAAGGGUCAGGAAGGCGGAAUGCAGUCCUUCGUGUCAAUGAUUUUGACCGGCCUCGAAGCGCCUGUACCUCGCAUCAUAAGCGCUACCUUACUCGCUGUAGCAUCAGCAUUAUUCAAUUUCUCAGAAGAUAUGGGACUGGAGACUGUACAGGAUCUGUUGGAAAAGGUUACGAAACAGAUGUUGUCCAACAAUAGAGAAAUUGUUGGCGCUGCGUUGAGUUUUCUUAAGGUUUAUACAAAAGUCCUACCCAACGAUGUUCUAGCAGGCAGUCUGCCCCUCAUAUUCAAGACCUUAUCUUCGAUGCACGAAGAUUGCAAACGGCAUUCACGUCUCGAAAUAGGAUACUUCCUAACCCGAAUGAUGCGGAAAUAUGGCGCCGAUACUAUCGAGAAGUUGAUACCUGGAACCGAUGAGGUAAUGUUGCGUCGGUUAAGGAAUAUUAGGAAGAUGGAUAAUAGAAAACAUAGACUGAAGGAGAACCAGAGAGAUCAACAAGAAUCCGACUCAGAAUUCGAAGUAAAAGGCACAUCGAAGACUCUAGAAGACAUCCUCAAAGACUCGGACUCCGAGAUGGAGUACCUUGAUGAAGAAGACCAAAGGCCUAAAGCGAAGAAGAAGAGAACACAGGCUUGGAUUCAGGAUGACCCGGAGAAUAUCGUCGACUUGGCUGAUGUGUCUGCUUCUAGAAAGAUUACAGCAACUGACCCAACACAAAAGAAAGCAGUACAAGUGAAAGAGAAGAAGAAAGACGGCGGUUUCAAAACUGCUCCAGAUGGUAGACUCAUCAUCAGUGAUGAUAUGUUCGAUGAUGAUGAAGCUGAUGACAAGCCGAAACCCAGUGGUGAUAUUGAUAGUAAUACGGAUGACACGGGUAAGUAAGACUUAACAAUAAGUUUUUCAAAAUUCCUUUUCUGAGUAUUAUUGCUGGAAAACUUAGUACAUAUUUAUAAGGUAUAAAUGUAUGAUGAUAUUUUUACUUAGAAGUAAUGAUAAAUUAAUGA